Scylla paramamosain (green mud crab) is the source of this 1361-nucleotide messenger RNA. RefSeq names its product caskin-1-like. Gene Ontology annotation, cellular component: chaperonin-containing T-complex. Gene Ontology annotation, molecular function: ATP binding; ATP-dependent protein folding chaperone. Lineage: Eukaryota; Metazoa; Arthropoda; Malacostraca; Decapoda; Portunidae. Gene Ontology annotation, biological process: protein folding. The record is from RefSeq and is a predicted model, not a curated record.
AUGCUGGCGGUGGCUGAGCAGUACCUGGAGCAGAACAUGCAUCCGCUUAUCAUCAUUCAGGGGUACAGACAGGCCCUCGACCAUGCUCUGGAGGCCCUUAAAGACACCCUCAGGUACUUGGGGGGCUGUGGGAGGGCUGGGGGGGCACGGAGAGGAGCUACCCCCGCUGACCCCCUCGAACCCCCACAGAUCCCGGGAGGAGCCAUUGAAGAGAGCUGUGUGCUGGACGGGAUCAUGAUAAACAAGGAUGUGUUGCAUGCAAAGAUGAGCAGGAAAGUAGACAAUCCUCGUAUCAUUCUCCUUGACUGCCCGCUGGAGUACAAGAAGGGCGAGAGCCAGACUUCGGUGGAAAUGACUGCUGAGACGGACUUUACGAGGCUCCUACAAAUCGAGGAGGAGCACGUCAAGGAACUCUGCGCUGACAUCCUGGCCCUGCGACCCGACGUGGUCAUCACAGAGAAAGGCGUAAGUGACCUGGCCCAGCACUACCUGGUAAAAGCUGGCGUGACCUGCCUCCGUCGCGUCAAGAAGAGCGACAACAACAGGUUGGCAAGGGCUUGUGGGGCAACCAUCUGUAAUCACACUGAGGAGCUGAAGGAGUCCGAUGUUGGCACGCAGGCUGGUCUCUUUGAAGUUAAGAAGCCUCUCCCAGUGUAUCCCAGCCUCUCCCAGUGCAUCCCAGCCUCUCCCAUUCCACCCCAGCCUCCCCCAGUGCAUCCCAGCCUUUCUCAGUCCACUCCAGCCUCUCCCAGUGCAUCCCAGCCUCUCCCAGUGCAUCCCAGCCUCUCCCAGUGCAUCCCAGCCUCUCUCAGUCCACUUCAGCCUUUCCCAGUGCAUCCCAGCCUCUCCCAGUGCAUCCCAGCCUCUCCCAGUGCAUCCCAGCCUCUCCCAGUGCAUCCCAGCCUCUCCCAGUGCAUCCCAGCCUCUCCCAGUCCACCCCAGCCUCUCCCAGUCCACCCCAGCCUCUCCCAGUCCACCCCAGCCUCUCCAAGUGCUUCCCAGCCUAUCCCAGUCCACCCCAGCCUCUCCCAGUCCACCCCAGCCUCUCUCAGUCCACUCCAGCCUCUCCCAGUGCAUCCCAGCCUCGUCCAGUGCAUCCCAGCCUCUCCCAGUGCAUCCCAGCCUCUCCCAGUGCAUCCCAACCUCUCCCAGUGCAUCCCAGCCUCUCUCAGUCCACUCCAGCCUCUCCCAGUGCAUCACAGCCUCUUCCAGUGCAUCCCAGCCUCUCCCAGUGCAUCCCAGCCUCUCCCAGUGCAUCUGAAACAUUUAUUCCCUGUAAAAACACUUUGUAAAUUAUUGUAAAUUAUUAUUAUAGAAACAGCUUUAAAAUAGCCUAAAUUUUAAAUAAAUUAAGUAAAACA